This is a messenger RNA of Notodromas monacha, 1434 nucleotides long. Lineage: Eukaryota; Metazoa; Arthropoda; Ostracoda; Podocopida; Cyprididae. The record is from the annotation of a GenBank genome assembly.
AUGACUCCAGUCGUGGACCACCCCGGGUUGAGAGGUACUCCGCUUGCUAUGCUGGCUGCUCAGUGCAACAAGCUGAGCAGCAAAAGUCCCCCACCCUUGGCAGACGCAGCAGUCGGCAAGGGAUUUCAUCCGUGGAAGAAGACGUCAGGCGGGCAAGGCGGCGUCGGAGGAACCACUGCAGUUGGUCCGUCUUCCGGCGGAAUCGGUGGCAUCGGCGGCGGCGGCGGUGGUGGACAACAAAGACCCGGCAGCACCGGUGGCGGUGCUCAUUCUCCGGCGUCUGUGGCAGUGUCUGCGCCCUGCUACCAGCGUCCCACAGUCACGUCCUCUGCGUCCGCAGUGGCCUCUGCACCCUACGGCUCGGAUUUCUACUUCCACAGCGCCGGGCCGAUGAGCAGUCCGAACACCGUGGACUCGCAACAGACUGCUGCCCUGCUCGGAAAGAUGGAUUCCUCCGCCCACCUGGGCUCCAUGUAUUCGCGGAUGGCGUACGAGUCGUGGCCGUUCAACGCCGCAGCGGCCGCAGCGCAUUCCGCCGCCGCCAUCAAGCCCGAGGUCACGUCCAGUGGACUCAACACGUCGUCGUGGUGGGACGUGCACUCGGCCGCGGCGGCCGCAGCAGGAGCAGCCGGCACGUGGCUGGACAUGUCCUCCUCGGCCGCCACGCUGCCCGGCAUGUCCCAGGUGCCGUCAUACGGGCCGCCGGGCGCUGGAGACUACACAGCGCACCUAUUAUCCUCCGGACAACACUUGCUGCAGGACACGUACAAGUCCAUGCUGCCGACGCAGGGCAUGGGUGCAGCUGGCAUGGGAUCCGUCGGCGUCGGGCCCGUGGGUGCCCCGUUCGGACUCGGACAACCCGCCUUGGCCCAGGUGCCGUCGUCUCGAUCUCAGCGUCGCUACACCGGCCGCGCCACGUGCGACUGUCCGAACUGCCAGGAGGCCGAGCGGCUCGGACCCGCCGGCGCUCACCUGCGCAAGAAGAACAUCCACUCCUGCCAUAUCCCGGGCUGCGGCAAGGUCUACGGCAAGACGUCGCACCUGAAAGCCCACCUCCGCUGGCACACGGGCGAGCGGCCGUUCGUGUGCAACUGGCUCUUUUGCGGCAAGCGGUUCACGCGUUCGGACGAGCUCCAGCGCCACCUGCGCACGCACACCGGUGAGAAACGAUUCGCGUGUCCCGUCUGCAACAAGCGCUUCAUGCGCUCCGACCACCUGUCCAAACACGUGAAAACGCAUAACGAGGGCGGCGGGCAGAAGAAGUCCGGCUCCAGUAGUUGCAGCGACUCGGAGAACAGUCAGUCCGAGCCGCCGAGCGUGUCGUCCCCUUCCUCCGUCAGCACUCCGCCUUUGUCCCAGCAGCCGAAUACUCCGAAUGCCAUGGCCCACUCCGCGACAGUGUCACUGCAUGCUGCCGAGUCCAUUGGACGAUGA